Molecule: messenger RNA, 1248 nt
Organism: Castor canadensis (American beaver)
Lineage: Eukaryota; Metazoa; Chordata; Mammalia; Rodentia; Castoridae
Source: RefSeq, a predicted model, not a curated record
AGCGAGGUGCUGUCGGUUCCUCCUGCCCCGCCGCCCCUCGCCGCCGGGGGGUGCCCCAGGGACGUAACACCGCGGAGAGGAGGAGGCAAAGGGGAUCAUGCGGCGCCUGACUCGCCGCCUGGCGCUGCCGAUCUUCGGAGUGCUCUGGAUCACAGUGCUGCUGUUCUUCUGGGUCACCAAGAGGAAGUUGGAGGUGCCGCUGGGACCUGAAGUGCAGACCCCCAAGCCCUCCGAUGCUGACUGGGAUGACCUAUGGGAGCAGUUUGAUGAGCGGCGGUACCUGAAUGCCAAAAAGUGGCGCAUUGGUGACGAUCCUUACAAGCUGUAUGCUUUCAACCAGAGGGAGAGUGAGCGAAUCUCCAGCAAUCGGGCUGUCCGGGACACUCGCCAUAUGAGAUGCACACUGCUGACGUACCCUUCAGACCUCCCGCCCACCAGCAUCAUCAUCACCUUCCACAAUGAGGCCCGCUCCACCCUGCUCAGAACCAUCCGGAGUGUACUAAACCGCACCCCCAUGCAUCUGAUCCAGGAAAUCAUAUUAGUGGAUGACUUCAGCAAUGACCCUGAGGACUGCAAGCAACUCAUCAAGCUGCCCAAGGUGAAGUGCUUACGUAACAGUGAACGGCAAGGCCUGGUCCGGUCCCGGAUACGGGGUGCUGAUGUUGCCCAGGGUACCACUCUGACAUUCCUGGACAGCCACUGUGAGGUGAACAGGGACUGGCUGCAGCCCCUGCUACACAGGGUCAAAGAGGACUACACACGGGUGGUAUGCCCUGUGAUCGAUAUCAUUCACCUGGACACUUUCAACUACAUUGAGUCGGCCUCGGAGCUCAGAGGGGGAUUUGACUGGAGCCUGCACUUCCGGUGGGAACAGCUCUCCCCAGAACAGAAGGCUCAGCGCCAUGAUCCCACUGAGCCUAUCAGGACUCCAAUCAUAGCCGGAGGGCUCUUUGUGAUUGACAAAGCCUGGUUUGAUUACCUGGGGAAAUACGACAUAGACAUGGACAUCUGGGGUGGGGAGAACUUCGAAAUCUCCUUCCGUGUGUGGAUGUGUGGAGGAAGCCUGGAGAUCAUCCCCUGCAGCCGAGUUGGGCACGUCUUCCGGAAGAAGCAUCCCUAUGUUUUCCCCGAUGGAAAUGCCAACACAUACAUAAAGAACACCAAGCGGACAGCUGAAGUGUGGAUGGAUGAAUACAAACAAUACUACUAUGCUGCCAGGCCUUUUGCCCUGGAGAGGCCCUUUGGGAA